Molecule: messenger RNA, 4096 nt
Organism: Pipistrellus kuhlii (Kuhl's pipistrelle)
Lineage: Eukaryota; Metazoa; Chordata; Mammalia; Chiroptera; Vespertilionidae
Gene: MDGA1
Product: MAM domain containing glycosylphosphatidylinositol anchor 1
Exons: 17
Coding region: 994-3861 (955 amino acids)
Biological process (GO): synapse organization; nervous system development; homophilic cell-cell adhesion
Cellular component (GO): axon; neuronal cell body; plasma membrane
Molecular function (GO): axon guidance receptor activity; protein binding
Source: RefSeq, a predicted model, not a curated record
CAGCCCAGUGAAGCCCAAGUUGCGGAGCGAGCGGAGCGCUCCCUCGGCCCGGAGCCCAGCGGCCGCCGCGCGGAGCCCGGCCCGGCCCCUCCCGCUCGGGCCCCCCGGCCAGGCCAGGCGCCGGGCGGGGCGGGGACGAUCCGCUUGGGGCGCGGCGCGGCCCCGCUCCCCGGAGAGCGCGGAGCCAGGAGCGCCGCGGCCGCGGCCAGACCCCGGGAGCCGGGCGCGGCGAGGGGAGGCGGCGAGCGGCGCCCGCGCUGCAGCCCGGGCCUCGGCGGGAGCGCGAAUAUUUUCAAACGAUUCAAACUUUCGUCCUCGCCCCGCUCCCCGCGGCCCGUCCUGCCUGGGAUUGCUCUCCCGAUCCCCGCGGGGCGCCCGGGCGCGAUUCCUCCUCGGGGCUCCGCUAACUUCGCGGCCCGGGGCUCCGGGCUCUCUCCGCUCGGCCGAGUCCAGCCCGCGCUGCCCGCCCGCUCCGGAGGGCCAGGGCCCGGGCUCCUUCGCCCCCGGGAGGGCGCCCAGCCCGGUCCUCUUGGGUCGGGCCCUGGAGCCCCCAGCACCCGCCGCAGUACCGGAGCCCGCAGACUAACCCGCGCCGAGCCUGGCCUCCCGGCCGCCACCGGCCAGCGGAGGGGCGGCCCCCGGGCUCAGGAACCACAAGUUUAUUUGUCGUCCUUGGCCUGUUGGAGCGAAGAACCGCGGCCGAAGAGGGUCCCCGAGAGGAGAGCCCCGGGGACGCGGGGAGACUCGGCGGCCGGGCUCCCGGGGCCGGGGCGCUGGCGGCUGCGCGGGGCGCGCGGAGGCUCCCGGGGCUGGGCCCGCGGCGCUGCCGGAGGAGCGAACCGCGCCGCCUCCACCGCCGCCUCCUCCGUCUCCGGUCCCCGGCGCCGCUCCGGGCAGGGGGAGACGCAGGGGCAUCGCGGGGCCCCGGCGGAUGCGCCCCCCGCCGCCUCUCGGGCUGCGCCGCCUCGCGGGGAUGAAGCAGCGGCCGUGAAGAUGGAGGUGACCUGCCUUCUGCUCCUGGCGCUGCUCCCCUUGCACUGCCGAGCGCAGGGCGUCUACGCUCCGGCCCAGGCCCAGAUCGUCCACGCGGGCCAGGCGUGUGUGGUGAAAGAGGACAACAUCAGCGAGCGCGUCUACACCAUCCGGGAGGGCGACACCCUGGUGCUGCAGUGCCUCGUCACCGGGCACCCUCGGCCCCAGGUGCGGUGGACCAAGACCGCCGGGAGCGCGUCCGACAAGUUCCAGGAGACGUCGGUGUUCAACGAGACCCUGCGCAUCGAGCGCAUCGCGCGCACGCAGGGCGGCCGCUACUACUGCAAGGCCGAGAACGGCGUGGGCGUGCCGGCCAUCAAGUCCAUCCGCGUGGACGUGCAGUACCUGGACGAGCCGGUGCUGACGGUGCACCAGACGGUGAGCGACGUCCGGGGCAACUUCUACCAGGAGAAGACGGUGUUCCUGCGCUGCACCGUCAACUCCAACCCGCCCGCCCGCUUCAUCUGGAAGCGCGGCUCCGACACCCUGUCCCACAGCCAGGACAACGGCGUGGACAUCUACGAGCCCCUCUACACCCAGGGGGAGACCAAGGUCCUGAAGCUGAAGAACCUUCGGCCCCAGGAUUACGCCAGCUAUACCUGCCAGGUGUCUGUACGCAACGUGUGUGGCAUCCCGGACAAGGCCAUCACUUUCCGGCUCACCAACACCACGGCGCCACCAGCCCUGAAGCUGUCUGUGAAUGAAACUCUGGUGGUGAACCCUGGGGAGAACGUGACGGUGCAGUGUCUGCUGACAGGCGGUGACCCCCUGCCCCAGCUGCAGUGGUCCCAUGGGCCCGGCCCGCUGCCCCUGGGGGCCCUGGCCCAGGGUGGCAUCCUCAGCAUCCCUUCAGUGCAGGCCCUGGACUCCGGCUACUACAACUGCACAGCCACCAACAAUGUGGGCAACCCCGCCAAGAAGACCGUCAACCUGCUGGUGCGAUCCAUGAAGAAUGCCACAUUCCAGAUCACCCCGGACGUGAUCAAAGAAAGCGAGAACAUACAGCUGGGCCAGGACCUGAAGCUCUCGUGCCACGUGGACGCAGUGCCCCAGGAGAAGGUGACCUACCAGUGGUUCAAGAACGGCAAGCCGGCACGCAUGUCCAAGAGGCUGCUGGUGACCCGAAACGACCCUGAGUUGCCUGCCGUCACGAGCAGCCUAGAGCUCAUUGACCUGCACUUCAGCGACUACGGCACCUACCUGUGUGUGGCCUCCUUCCCGGGAGCACCUGUGCCCGACAUGAGCGUGGAAGUCAACAUCUCCUCCGAGACAGUGCCCCCCACCAUCAGCGUGCCCAAAGGCAGGGCCGUGGUGACCGUGCGCGAGGGCUCGCCCGCCGAGCUGCAGUGCGAGGUGCGGGGCAAGCCGCGGCCGCCCGUGCUCUGGUCCCGCGUGGACAAGGAGGCGGCGCUGCUGCCCUCGGGGCUGCCGGUGGAGGAGACCGCGGACGGGAAGCUGCGGCUGGAGCGCGUGAGCCGCGACAUGAGCGGGACCUACCGCUGCCAGACGGCUCGCUACAACGGCUUCAACGUGCGCCCCCGCGAGGCCCAGGUGCAGCUGAACGUGCAGUUCCCCCCGGAGGUGGAGCCCGGCUCCCAGGACGUGCGCCAGGCGCUGGGCCGGCCGGUGCUCCUGCGCUGCUCGCUCCUCCGCGGCAGCCCCCAGCGCAUCGCCUCGGCCGUGUGGCGCUUCAAGGGGCAGCUGCUGCCGCCGCCGCCCGCCGCCCCCGGCGCCGGGGAGCCCUCCGACCACUCGGAGCUGCGCCUCGACGCCGUCACCCGCGACAGCAGCGGCAGCUACGAGUGCAGCGUCUCCAACGACGUGGGCUCGGCCGUCUGUCUCUUCCAGGUCUCCGCCAAAGCCUACAGCCCGGAGUUUUACUUCGACACCCCCAACCCCACCCGCAGCCACAAGCUGUCCAAGAACUACUCCUACGUGCUGCAGUGGACCCAGAGGGAGCCUGAGGCCGUGGACCCCGUGCUCAACUACAGACUCAGUGUCCGCCAGCUGAACCAGCACAGCGCCAUGGUGAAGGCCAUCCCCGUGCGGCGCGUGGAGAAGGGGCAGCUGCUGGAGUACAUGCUGACCGACCUCCGCGUGCCCCACAGCUACGAGGUCCGCCUCACGCCCUACACCACCUAUGGGGCCGGCGACAUGGCCUCCCGCAUCAUCCACUACACAGAGCCUAUCAACUCCCCCAGCCUGUCAGACAACACCUGCCACUUUGAGGAUGAGAAGAUCUGUGGCUACACCCAGGACCUGACAGACAACUUUGACUGGACCCGGCAGAACGCCCUAACCCAGAACCCCAAGCGCUCUCCCAACACCGGUCCCCCCACUGACGUCAGCGGCACCCCUGAGGGCUACUACAUGUUCAUCGAGACUUCGAGGCCCCGGGAGCUGGGGGACCGGGCGCGGCUGGUGAGUCCCCUGUACAACGCCAGCGCCAAGUUCUACUGCGUCUCCUUCUUCUACCACAUGUACGGGAAGCACAUCGGCUCCCUCAACCUCCUGGUCCGGUCUCGGAACAAAGGGGCCCUGGACACGCACGCGUGGUCCCUCAGUGGCAAUAAGGGCAACGUGUGGCAGCAGGCCCACGUGCCCAUCAACCCCAGCGGGCCCUUCCAGAUUAUUUUUGAGGGGAUUCGAGGCUCCGGCUACCUGGGAGAUAUCGCCAUAGACGAUGUGACGCUGAAGAAGGGAGAGUGUCCCCGGAAGCAGAUAGAUCCCAAUAAAGUGGUGGUGAUGCCGGGCAGUGGAGUGCCCCACCAGCCCCGCCCACAGCUCUGGGGGCCUGUGGCCAUCUUCCUCUUGGCGCUGCAGAGAUGAUGAGAGCUGCGUGGCCCCCCACCUCGCCCCUGGCACACCAAAGUGUCUGCAUCGUACCAAAGACUGACCUCUACCAGCCGGGGUGCCCGGGCAGGGGCGGCCCACAGGGAGGGGCCUUCGCCGGCUGUGGGGAUGAGCAGAGAACAAGGACAGAGGCCCCGCCGAGGCCCUGCAGACGCGCACACUCACGCCCACACUCACACAGAGAUAUAUUAAAGCACAAGUUUCUAUCCGA